Molecule: messenger RNA, 2436 nt
Organism: Mytilus californianus (California mussel)
Lineage: Eukaryota; Metazoa; Mollusca; Bivalvia; Mytilida; Mytilidae
Exons: 2
Coding region: 49-1749 (566 amino acids)
Molecular function (GO): zinc ion binding
Source: RefSeq, a predicted model, not a curated record
AUGUCUUUAGGAAGAAAAUAUAGAGGCUAACAUGCAGGUGUUUUAAAUAUGGCUACAACAUGUACAACCGGGCAGAGGUUUUGUGACAUUUGCAAUCAUCGACACAUUACCAAUCAUGCUAUUUUCUGGUGUCCAGAAUGUGACGAGAAUUAUUGCGAGAAAUGCAAAUCACAUCAUGAUGUUGCAAAAGCAACAAAGAAACACGAAACAAUUUCUAUUGAAAAUGCUUUAAAGAUUCCAAAAGUUGUCCAAGAUAUAAAAAUUAACUGCACAGAUCACGACGAACGAUUUGUUUAUUUUUGUAGAGAACACGAACAACCCUGUUGCAUUAAAUGCCUGAACGAUUGUCACACUGGUUGUCGCAGUUUGAUUCCUGUAGAAACAGUCAUUCAGGAUGUAAAACAAUCCACUUCAUUUUUAGAUCUUGAAUCAACACUAUCUGAUUUACUGUCAAAUAUAUCUACAAUAAUUGAAGAUCGAACAGCAAAUCUUAAAGAGUUAGUAAAACAAAAAGUAAACUGUGCAGAAAACGUCAGAAUCUUCAGAGCAUCCCUAAAUUCUUAUUUGGAUGAAUUAGAAAAGAAUUUAACCAACAAACUGCAAGUAACUUAUAAAUCGAAAGAACUUGAGAUACAAAAUUCGCUGGCAGAUCUUGAAUUACGUAAAGCUAGGGUUAAUGAAAUGCAGGAGCAUGUAAAUAUUCUAAGAAAUAGUGCAUCAGAAUUUCAAAUUUUUAUGUCGAUUCCUGAAUACACAAAAAGCGCUCAUUCUUACGAAACCGAGCUGCAGGGUUUGUGCGAGAAUGAAUUAUUCAACUGGACUAAUAUUACACUAAACCCCACAAAUAUCAUGUCAAUAAAAGAUUAUCUUACCUCUUUUGGAACUAUAAGCGUGAAAAGAAAGGCGUCUAAUACCCCCCUGAAAUUGCAAAAGACUCGGCAAGCACAACUAACAGGUGCUAGAAGUGUCACUAGGAAAUUAGUGACGAUGCAAUUUGAAGGAAAAUAUCGAUUGCAUAUCCCAGAUGGAGAUAGUCAACAUGAGAUUGUAGAUUGUAACAUUUUACCUAAUGAUGAAUUUCUAUUUUCUGAUUGGGGCAACAAAUGCCUAUACAAGUUCUGUUCUGGCAAGGCUUAUAAGAUUGGUUUACCAUUUUCACCUAUACGAUUUGUAAUAAUUGAUAAAGGAAGCAUUGCUGUGACGACCACAAACAAUGUUCAUGUAAUAGAUUUGAAAAGCUCUACAAUUUUGAAAACAUUUCUCCAAGGAGACAAUUUCAAACCUAGAUCAAUUUUACUCGAAAACAACACCUACAUUAUAGAGGACCAAGAUAAAGGAUACAUAGUAUUGGAUCUGAAUGGAAGAGUGGUUAAACGCAUUCCUAUUAACUAUACAAAUACGUGCCGUCGUGCCACUGUAUGCCUUGACGAAAACCUUUAUUUCGUGGACUACAAAAGUCACACACUUUUUUGCUAUGAUCUUAAUGGCAAGAAGAUAUGGGAAUUUCAGAAUGAAAAAAUUAAAUUCCCUUACGAUCUCACAUCGAAUAGUUCCAAUAUUCUUUUUGUCUGUGGAUAUGGGUCACAUAAUGUGUGCGCGGUUUCGACAGACGGCAAAACAAUCAAGGAGAUAGUUGGUCCAAAAACGGCCCUAAAAAAUCCUAUGACACUGCAUUAUUGCAACAAAAAGAAGACUUUGCUUGUCGUCUCGAGGGAUGGAGAUGUAUUUAUAUAUAAUGACAUUUCAUGAUCAUCAUAAGUUGCUGAUUUUACCAAAUUUAUAUUUUUGUCCCCCGCGCAACACGUUAAGGGGGACAUAGAAAUAACGGGCGUCCGUCUGUUCGUCCGCCGGGUCUUGUUAGCGCUCUCACAGGUACAAUUCUUGGCAGAUUGUUAUAAAACUUAUAUUAUAGGUUUAUAUCAGCAAUGGAUGGACGAGUUCGAAAAUGAGUGCCGAUGAACUAUUUUUAAAAGAGUUAUGCCCCUUGGAAACAUUAAUUAUAUGGAAAAUUACAUCAUUAGCGCUCUCAUGUGUACAAUUUUGCCAGAAUAUUAUGAAACUUAUAUCAUAGGUUUAUAUCAGCAAUGUCUUUGACACUUUCGAAAAUAAGUGCUGAUCAAAUAUUUUUACGAGUUAUGCCCUUGGAAAUAUUAAUUAUAUCGGAAAUCACAUUGAAUAUGCUCUGAAGCAUUCAUUUCUCUAAGAUAUUUAUGAACAAUUCUAAAGAACAAAACAAAAGUGUAUUUUUAAGUUAUUGCCCUUGUACCCUGGAUAGAUAAAAUAUGUGCAACGCGGGGGACAUUGGAACUCUGUUCUUUUAUCUAUAAAUAUAAGAUCAAAUAGAUACCGAUAUCGUUAAUCGUUAAGGUUCUGUUUGAAUCAAGCUUAAUGGGUAUUAUAGCCCUCAGGUGCUGUCUAGUUUGUCCAAUCAAUUAU